Messenger RNA from Daphnia pulicaria, 937 nucleotides. RefSeq names its product protein IQ-DOMAIN 14-like. The record is from RefSeq and is a predicted model, not a curated record. The transcript is spliced from 3 exons. The coding region runs from base 32 to 817 and encodes 261 amino acids. NCBI's taxonomy places the organism in Eukaryota, Metazoa, Arthropoda, Branchiopoda, Diplostraca, Daphniidae.
ACAGGAAGCCAAAGUGGAGGCAUACACAAAAAUGGCCGUCAAGCUAUUUAAAGCUGGAGUACUUGCACCCUACCGCCCACUGUUAUCAGCGGAAAAAGAAUGUGUCGUCUUGAUCAAAUUGAUCAAGACGACUGAAGAAACAACAAUGAUCGAGACAUCGCUGAAUAGUCUUCAAGAGAUCAUCAAUGUGGCCGGCGACAAACUUCGGGACUCAAUCUGCAAGGACAUAUUGACAACUGUAAAAUCACUGUUUUCAAAACAAGAACGCAGUACGCGUUUGGAAGCCGGUAGGUGCAUGGACAGCCUUGUCCGUCACUUACCGGCCGAAGAUCUGCAAGCUCUACUUCGGGAAGCAAGUGGCGACGAUAUCCAUGAACAUCAAGAUCUCAUCUGGACUAUCAAGGAAGUUUUGUCAAUUAGGUCGACAAUUAACGAAUUGUUACAUCGUCCUGCUGGACCCCAAGCCAUGCAACAUCGUCCUGCUGAACCCCAAGCCAUGCAACAUCGUCCUGCUGGACCCCACGCCAUUCAACAUCGUCCUGCUGCACCCCACGCCAUUCAACAGCGUCCUGCUGGACCCCAAGCCAUUCAACAACGUCCUGCUGGACCCCAAGCCAUGCAACAUCGUCCUGCUGGACCCCAAGCCAUGCAACAACGUCCUGCUGGACCCCAAGCCAUGCAACAACGUCCUGCUGGUCCUCCAAAUGUACAGCAGCAACGCCAACCCGGACCUGGUCAGCAAGCUAUGCAACAGCAGCGUCCAAAUGCUCCUACGACUCAAUUUCCGCAAGGAAUGGCCCAAAGACCAGGGCACUAGUCGGCCGACGCAUUAUCACGUUCUCUGGGAUGAUAGCAAGUUUCAGGCUAACGACAUUCAGAUGCUGACAUAUUACAUGUGCUAUCUAUUUACCCGAUGUACUCGCUCUGUGUCUUAACC